Messenger RNA from Heterotrigona itama, 1066 nucleotides. NCBI's taxonomy places the organism in Eukaryota, Metazoa, Arthropoda, Insecta, Hymenoptera, Apidae. The record is from the annotation of a GenBank genome assembly.
AUGCCAGUAGGAACGUCCGAUGACAGGCUGUUGGAUAUGCCUCCGGAUAUUCCGUUGUUUAUCCCCUCAGGUAAACUGUUGAAUGUGCUUCCUACAUGACUACUCAGUACGGCCGAGGGCAGGCCGGAAGAGAAAGUAGUACCUGAAAUAAGAACACGGCGGAUGGGAAAACAACUCGUUUCACUUGACGAGGAUAUUUCGCGAAAAUUAAGAAUUGUGCGCGCUUCCUCAUUUUCUCGACGAACACCUCGAAAUUUAGUUAAUCAACUGAGUCUGAAAUUUCUCAAAAUAUAAAAAUGGCAACAAUAGCAAAAAAUUGAAAAGCUGAAGAUCUAUGCCAAAAGAGGAUGGUCUUCUCGAUAAUAGGAAGAGAUCCAUCGGAAUUGAAGACCCACACGAGAAGGAUGGAAGGAGAUAAGGAACGAGUGGAUGGAAUUUUGAGAAUUAUAACUGGCUGGAGGCAGAAGCAUCGAGCAGAAAGUGGGCUUCCCGAUAAAGUUGACCGCGACUCGGCUCUUUCGCACUGGCAUCUAGCAAUAAAAGGGAGGUUAUACCUAACGGAAGGCCAGUGGACGUGGACGAGUCUUGAGCCACGAAAGCAGACAUUCUUGGCAACGUUAUCGGAAUGUAGUUUAUCGUCUGCAUUGGCCGAGAAACCGCUGACAAAGUUGCAAUCGGUAUACUACUCGGCAGUGUCAUCGUUGGCCUCUCGACUACCGUGGCUAAUGGAACAUGAUUCGCAGUUUCCGAUAGGGAAUUCUGUUGGAAAGGUAGAUCACGGUUCGAUUCCUGCUGCAGCAAAUAGCUCAGCAGAGAACUCUGCAAAUUGUUCUUCAGAGUGGCCUUUGAUUCUUCUGGAAGUACAAGUUCAACGGGACGAAAUGCUCUAAUAACUUUAGUUUCAGUAAUGCAUCUUGAAUACGGUGUGAUGGUGACAGAGGAAAGAUCACGAUCGAUCAAGCAAAUAACAAGUCCUGACAGUAUCAUUACGUACUGUCGUCCGAAAGAUAUGAUUGGAGAUUCCGUGUCCAUGACAGGUAAGGUAGCUUCGGUGGUCGGUAAAUGA